Molecule: messenger RNA, 1400 nt
Organism: Asparagus officinalis (garden asparagus)
Lineage: Eukaryota; Viridiplantae; Streptophyta; Magnoliopsida; Asparagales; Asparagaceae
Product: probable NADH kinase
Exons: 5
Coding region: 48-992 (314 amino acids)
Biological process (GO): NADP+ biosynthetic process; NAD+ metabolic process
Molecular function (GO): NAD+ kinase activity
Source: RefSeq, a predicted model, not a curated record
UCGAGUGCUUUCUUCUCCAAGAUUGGAGCCCUCAAAAUCCAGUUGCCAUGUCGAGGCGGAGGGUGCUUCUACUGUUGAAGCCUUUCGACGUUUACCCCCCAAGAAACAAACCCUCGUCCUCUCCCCUCUCUCGCCCUCUCAAUCCUCAGGUUUUACGGUAUUUGAAUGACAGAUGUAGGGUUCACAAGGACACCAUCGAUUUCUGUCAGGAUGUUCUGCAACGCAAACAUCUCGAUUGGGAGCCAAUCCUGCGCAACAACUUAUUCCAACCAAUUCGCCAUUUUGAUCUUGUCAUCACAGUCGGUGGAGAUGGAACUCUUUUGCGCGCUAGCCACUUCAUAGAUGACACUGUUCCGGUUUUAGGAGUUAAUUCUGACCCUACACAACCAGAAGAGGUUGAUCAGUUCAAUGACGACUUUGAUGCAACAAGAAGCACAGGUUAUCUCUGUGCUGCAACUGCUAGUAACUUUGAGCAGGUCUUGGAUGAAAUUCUUGAAGGUCACAGAAGCCCCUCUGACCUCUCAAGGAUAUCGAUAAAAUUAAAUGAUCAGCUAUUAUCAACAUAUGCUCUGAACGAUAUUCUCGUUGCUCAUCCCUGUCCAGCAACAGUAUCUCGGUUCUCAUUUCGAAUGAAUACCAAGAACCAGAAUCAUUCUUUAAUCAACUGUCGAUCAAGUGGCCUGAGAACCUGCACUCCAGCAGGAUCCACAGCUGCAAUGCUUUCGGCUGGUGGAUUCCCCGUGCCUAUUUCAAGUCGUGAGCUUCAAUACAUGGUAAGAGAGCCCAUUUCUCCAAAAGCGAUGGACAUCCCAUGGAUGCAUGGCUUAGUUAAACAUGACGAGAGCGUACACGUCGCAUGGUACAGUAAAGAAGGAGCCAUGUAUGUCGAUGGUUCGCACGUGUCAUAUUCGAUUCAGCACGGAGACGUUAUUGAAAUAUCAACAAAGGCUCCCAGCUUGAAAGUCUACUUGUCUCAAAGUUUGUUAAGAUAGCGUCGAAAAUGUUUCGAUGAAUCUCGCGGGGUAGAAGUAGAUGUAAAUCAUGCAUCAGUCAUCGAAGCAUAAUGUAAAUAUGCAUUGGACUUGUGAUAUGGCGUUGUUCGUUCGAGUUCGACGGUGGGCCCCAGUACUGGAGAAGGUUGUAGAUUGGCGGUGACAUAAUCUGCUUUGAUAUUGAUGUCAGGGAUGAUGUAUUGUUUAAAUGUUUUGUCUCUCAGAAUCUAAUGAAAAAGAUCCACGGAAGAGAUUUGUGGUUCAGAAUUCAGAAGCGUGGGUUCUUUGAAUGACGGUCUCGGUCGAGCAAUUCAAUCGUCACAGUAGAAAAGAUUUGCUGCCGACGACAGAAAAUGGCUUUUCAAUAAUAAAGUCCAUUGCCUCAUCAUGAGGGGACCGUGGCGGCCA